AGUGUAACUGGUUCCUUGGGGUGACAGUGAAGGCUGAGAGGUGGCAGGAGCUCCAUUUCAGAGGCGAUUUCCUCCUUGCACAAAAGAACUCCCAGAGUAAGAGCAAAAAACGCCUCACAAACUGCAACCAUGAACGGGACAGAAGGCCAAGACUUCUAUGUGCCCAUGUCCAACAAGACUGGAGUGGUGCGGAGCCCCUUUGAGUACCCCCAGUAUUACCUGGCUGAGCCUUGGAAGUUCUCAGCACUGGCUGCCUACAUGUUCAUGUUGAUUCUGCUCGGCUUCCCCAUCAACUUCCUCACGCUGUACGUCACCAUCCAGCACAAGAAGCUCCGGACGCCUCUAAACUACAUCCUUCUGAACCUGGCGGUUGCUGACCUCUUCAUGGUAUUUGGAGGCUUCACAACCACUAUGUACACCUCCAUGAAUGGGUACUUCGUCUUUGGAGUAACAGGGUGCUACAUCGAAGGCUUCUUUGCCACACUGGGUGGUGAAAUUGGUCUCUGGUCACUGGUGGUCCUGGCUAUCGAAAGAUACAUAGUGGUCUGCAAGCCCAUGAGCAACUUCCGCUUCGGGGAGAACCAUGCCAUCAUGGGCGUUGCCUUCUCCUGGAUCAUGGCCUUGGCGUGCGCGGCUCCCCCACUUUUCGGCUGGUCCAGGUACAUCCCCGAGGGCAUGCAAUGCUCAUGCGGGAUCGACUAUUACACUCUGAAGCCAGAGGUCAACAAUGAAUCUUUUGUCAUCUACAUGUUUGUGGUUCACUUCACGAUCCCGCUGUUGAUCAUUUUCUUCUGCUAUGGGAACCUGGUUUGCACUGUCAAGGAGGCUGCUGCCCAGCAGCAGGAGUCUGCCACAACCCAGAAGGCAGAGAAAGAAGUGACUCGCAUGGUCAUCAUCAUGGUCAUCUCCUUCCUGAUCUGCUGGGUCCCCUAUGCCAGCGUCGCGAUCUACAUCUUCACCAACCAGGGAUCGGACUUCGGGCCCAUCUUCAUGACCAUCCCGGCAUUCUUUGCCAAGAGCUCCUCCAUCUACAACCCCGUGAUCUACAUCGUAAUGAACAAACAGUUCCGUAACUGCAUGAUCACAACCCUCUGCUGUGGCAAGAACCCACUGGGUGAUGAGGACACGUCUGCUGGCAAGACAGAGACCUCCUCCGUCUCCACCAGCCAGGUCUCUCCUGCAUAGGCCCCACAGGAGCAGCCAGUCCCUGGGGUGCCACCCUGGGAGCACAAACUUAGCCCCGCCGCCGCCACCACCUGCCCCUGCUUCACCAUGGCCAAGGCCCUGUGGGGCGGGCUCCUCGCUCCUGGCACUAGGAACCCUGGGAACAAGGCUGAAAAUGUGUACACACGUUUUGUAAUUAAAAUGCAAAGGCUUAGCUCCUCUGGCGUAAAUCCAUGCAUUUCUGUUGACUUGCUGAGAGCUCAUGCCCCUUCUCUGAGUGCAGACUGGGUCAGAGAGCUCUGCCAUGCCUGGGCCAUGGCAGAGCUGUCCUUGCCUCCCUCAACCCACCUUGACACCCCAGCCAGGGCACGUUCUGCAUCUGCUGCUGCCGGGGCCGGAGCUGGGGCCACUUUCUGGCUCUGUUGCCAGAGAUGGAUCCUAGCCAGUGCUGCCCAGCCGCUCAGCCCCAUCACACUCUGGCUGCCCAGAGCAGGUUUGGCUGCUGCACAGUGCCCUGGCUCUGCCAGAUGCUCCCAGCUCCAGCCCUGUCCCAUCUGCCAGAAGUCCUGGGAGGCACCGUGACUCCUCUGGGGAGAUGGGACAGAUACUGGUGCACGGGUCCUGCCUGGCAGGCAGGUGGCACAGAGGGCCCUGCCAGCACAGCACAGCCGUGUGCGGCCGCAGCACUCAGGGACAGCUCGGUGCUCAGUCCUCCAGCACUGGUGCAGCAGCACACGGAUGGAGUUUGCACCCUCAGCAGCAGCUCUGCUCCGUGUCCCCCAGCACCCCUUCCCUGCAGUCCCACCUCUCUUCCUUAGGCAUCUUUGGACCCCUAGGGCCAUCUCCCCAACGAGCUCCCCCAUGCCCCUCCCCAUUUUGGCUGUGGUCAGUUUGGCCUCGGCCCAGCAGGAGGUUUGGGGCAGCUCUGGUGCUGUUCAGGCUUGCCGGGCGCAGGGCUGAUCUCCCCCCACGCCGCAGCAGGCAGGACCCAGCAGCAUAUGGCUCAGCGAUGCCGACAUAUGUUCAAAGCACUACAAGAUGGCAUAUUGCAAUUGUAGCAGUGUUCUUCAUUUUUAUUUUUAGUUCAAUUAUACAAAUAAGAUGUUUUUCUCACUGUUCAGUGUUAUCAACAUUUGAAACUAUUUUUGUACAUUAUUAUCCUCUCUGAUUUCUAAUCCUAUGCAGCUUUGCAAGGACUAAUAGGGAACAUAUAGAGCCCAUGCGAGUUAAACCCUUAAUAAAGAGCAAUUUGCAAGUACAA
This is a messenger RNA of Corvus hawaiiensis (hawaiian crow), 2425 nucleotides long. RefSeq names its product rhodopsin (gene RHO). NCBI's taxonomy places the organism in Eukaryota, Metazoa, Chordata, Aves, Passeriformes, Corvidae. The transcript is spliced from 5 exons. Gene Ontology annotation, biological process: phototransduction; G protein-coupled receptor signaling pathway; visual perception. Gene Ontology annotation, cellular component: photoreceptor outer segment; membrane. Gene Ontology annotation, molecular function: G protein-coupled receptor activity. The record is from RefSeq and is a predicted model, not a curated record. The coding region runs from base 130 to 1185 and encodes 351 amino acids.